UACAUCGCCUUUUUUUUUUUUUUUUUUUGUCUAUGGGCAUUCACUUUACUCUCCCUCUCUCUCACACACACACACAAAAAAAAAAAAAAACCCCUAUAAGCUCAUCUCUGCAACUACAAAUUCUCCAUUUUUUUUAAACAAUGCUGAGUUGGGUUUGAAGUUUUUACUGUAUUUCUCCAUAUUUUAAACCCCUUUUGCUUAAUUGGAUCAUAUAUCUAGGUUUGCUGGCUUAUGGUGUUUUGAGCUUAAAUUCUGUAUCAGAUUCUCCAACGAAAUCUAUGAAUUUAAAAGUACCUAAAGCGUGAACUUGAAGUCUCUUUGUGAUAUUAAAGUAGUUGUAGCACAGUUUCCUUAAAUUGCUCAUUUUGGAUCUGAGAACCAUCACUAGAUAAGUACUAACAUUUUGGGUUGCGAAUUCCUCCUAUAGGCACAUUUGCCUGAACCUUGGUGGACAGGUUUACCUGAUACCUGAGCUUGUAGGAUUUAGCUGGUUGCCUAGCUGAUUAGUCUGGCGCUAGCAAGCUAACACGGAUGACACGGUUCUCAAGACACAACAACAACAUACCCAGUGUAAUCUCACAUGUGUGGUCUGGGGAGGGUAGAGUGUAUGCAGACCUUACCCCUACUUUGUAGAGAUAGAGAGCCUGUUCCCGAUAGACUUUGAGCUUAAGUAAAGCAUUUCAGGGGGAAAAAAGGUGUAUUUGGGGGUUGACAUUGUUGUGAGCUAGUGAAAUUGUGAAGCAUGACGGGGCUUAUUGGAAGUCUCUCGAUGCUUCGCUUUCUGAUGUGGUUGUUUUGGUUGCCACAUUCCGAAAGUUCCCAGUUAACUGACUUUUCUAUGGGGGCUGCACGGGCACUAGACACACUCCUCCAAGAUUAUGCUUAUCUUGCAUUUGAUCGUCCGAGGAUUAGAACAGGUGUUAUCUAUGAUGGAAAAGUCUCAUCGAAUUUGACAGGGAUUAAGGUAUCUGCGUUGAGGCUUAGGAGCGGUAGCUUAAGGAGACGAGGAGUUAAAAUGUAUAAAGAGUUCCAACUACCCAUUGGUGUCGUCGAGCAGCCUUAUGUUGAGAGGCUUGUACUGGUCUACCAAAAUUUGGGCAACUGGUCUGCAAGAUAUUACAACUUACCCGGCUACAUCUACUUGGCUCCCGUAUUAGGUCUUCUUGCUUACGAUGCAUCAAAUCUGUCAGCUACUAAUUUGCCCGAGCUGGAUAUUAAAGUUUCUGGUCAGCCUAUUUCAAUAAGUUUUUCUGAUGUCAAGCCAUUGCCUGUUGGAUCAUCUGCAAAAUGUGUUUCAAUUGAUUUACAAGGUUCUCUGAAUUUCAGCAAAGUUUUGUCGGAUAACACGUGUACAACAUUUCAACAUGGGCAUUUCUCUAUCGUGACCGAGUCAAUUGCUCCUUCACCUGCUCCAGUGUCUCCAGCAUCUGUAAUUCAUCAUAAGGGAAAGAAGAACAAGUCGAAAGUCUGGAUAAUUGUUGGUUCGGUAGCAGGAGGACUAGUGUUGAUGUUUCUUUUAGGUCUUCUGAUAGCGUGUGCGAGCAAGUACAAGCGUAGAAAGAAAAUGCAAGAAAUGGAGAGGGCUGCAGAGGUUGGAGAAGCAUUACAAAUGACUAACGUUGGGAGCACAAAAGCACCUGCUGCUACUGUUACGCGAACGCAACCUACACUAGAAACCGAGUACAGGCCAUAACUGAUCCCUCUGCACAAAUUCAUGUUUCUUUUGUUGCUGUUAGAUAUUCUUCCAACCACACACCCUUUUUCUUGGUGUUGCUUUAUUCAAUUCUUUAGUAGGCUUAUGAUAGCAGUGUGAGUGGUAACAUGGUUAUUGUGCACAUAAUAAUCUCUAAGCUUUCACAUUUGUAAUGAUCUGUUAUGUUGUGCAUUUAUUCUUUUAGCAUAUGGUAGAGUUCAUUGUGAUGAAAGUUUGUAAGAUUCAUUGACAAUAAGUAAAAUAUUUUGAUGGUA
Molecule: messenger RNA, 1968 nt
Organism: Lycium barbarum (goji berry)
Lineage: Eukaryota; Viridiplantae; Streptophyta; Magnoliopsida; Solanales; Solanaceae
Exons: 2
Coding region: 743-1693 (316 amino acids)
Cellular component (GO): membrane
Source: RefSeq, a predicted model, not a curated record